ACAGCGAAUGUGACUAUCAAUGUUUACUUAAAAACUAAAAUCAGUCAUGAAGUUUCACAUUAUAAAUAAACAAAAAAUACUUUCAAAAACUCCUUUAAAGAUAAUUAUUUUAGAAAAUUUUUGUCGUGAAAAUGGAAAAUUCUUUUACUCCAUCGAAGUGACGCCAAAAGAAGAGACGAAAAUUUAUUUUACGAAACUCAAAAUUCAGCCACUUUUUGUUGAUAUUACAUGGAUUAAGAAUUUCAAUUUGAUAACCCCAAUCGAAGAUGCUCCAGCUUUAAAGCUCGCAAAUGAAAUAAAAUCGACUCAUGUUGUUAACAGCGUCACUUGUUAUGGUUUAGAAGAUCAUCACAUCGAGAAAGUUUUGAGAAGUGAAUUGAAGCUUAAAAAUUUCACGGUUUUACGGGGAGAUUAUGUUGAUUCAGAGCAAAAGUAUAAAUUUGCUAAUGAGCUAAUUAAAGAGAUCCGAAGAAGAACAUCAAGCGAGGAGGUGACAAUAUUUUGUGCUGGUUAUUCAAAUACUCACAACGAAGCUGUCAAUGCAGAUGAAGAUCUUCAGAAUCUCAAAAGAAAAGUUGAAUCUGGCGUUGAUGCCAUCUUAACUUUAAAUAAAAGAGAGGAACGAGAGAGAUUAGAAGCAAAAAAUUCAUUCGCAUAUUAA
Messenger RNA from Clunio marinus, 661 nucleotides. Lineage: Eukaryota; Metazoa; Arthropoda; Insecta; Diptera; Chironomidae. The record is from the annotation of a GenBank genome assembly.